Drosophila obscura is the source of this 2386-nucleotide messenger RNA. RefSeq names its product protein piccolo. Gene Ontology annotation, molecular function: inositol monophosphate 1-phosphatase activity. Gene Ontology annotation, biological process: inositol metabolic process; signal transduction; phosphatidylinositol phosphate biosynthetic process. The transcript is spliced from 4 exons. The record is from RefSeq and is a predicted model, not a curated record. NCBI's taxonomy places the organism in Eukaryota, Metazoa, Arthropoda, Insecta, Diptera, Drosophilidae. The coding region runs from base 133 to 2310 and encodes 725 amino acids.
CAUUGGCCUGGCAAAGACACUUCCAGCAUGAUUAUUCCAGUCUAAAUUUCCAAAACAAACGAGAACAAAAUUUUCGGCUUUGCUCGGGCGUGCGACUUCUUGGUGGCAGUGGGGCGAUAAUUAGGGAGCAGAAUGCCUGACCAGGACGAGAAGAAAGACGAGAGUAAGGAACCCACACGGCCCACGAAUGCAGCCUUAGAAUUUGGUCUGGAGGACCAUGAAGCCACACAGGAGGAUCCGCGGGUAGCGGCUCUGAAGAAGGCGGACGAUGCGCGCCGUCUAUCGACGCAGAGUGGCAAUACGGUCAAGCGCACCGUGUCUCAGUAUAGAGCUCAAAUCGUGACUCCGCCUCCGGAUAAGUCACCUGAGCCAGAUUCUGUGGCUGCGAGCCCACCCGAUACGCCCUCUGAACUUCCUCAAUAUGAAACCAGGACAGAACAACAGGCCCACUCCGAGGACCACCCAUACAAUGCUGCCACGGAUUUUGGCUUGGAGGAAACUAAAGCCACAGCCCAAGAUCCCAGGGUGACGCGCAUCAUGAUCUCCGAGCGAAAACCAAAGACACCAACUGCGGAGUUAUCGAAAUCUCAGCUGCCAACACAGGAGAGUUCAAAGACGCAAUUACCGGAGAAAACUGCGGAGGUGAAGCCACAAGAGGCAAGUCCAACACAGGAGAGUUCAAAAACGCAAUUGCCGGAGAAACCUAAGGAGGUGCAGCCACAAGAUGCAAGUCCAAAAGAAGUUCUGUUACCGCCAGCACCACCGAGGCCCGAAGAGCCGAGGACUGCCCCAAAGCCAGUGGAUACCGAUAAGAUACCUCCACCACCUCCGAGACCGGAGGACGUGCGAAUGCCGCCGCCCACAAUGUACAGUAGUGGGUGUGUUACGGGUGCUUGUCCUGUGCCAGCAAGGCCAGGACAUGGACGCGGUAAAGAUGGGGCUUGCAACGAGGCAUGCGGCAUGCCCUGUAAGAAUCCCAAUCAGACAGACGUUUGGAAGGACCCAGAAGAGGAUACGGGCAACACAAAGAGGAUCAACACCGACUACACGAUCGACCCGGCGAAGGAGUUUACUCGGACACGGACAAGCACUGAAAAAAUUGCUCAUUAUGAUGUGCCCAUGCGGCCCACAGAUGAGAGUGAAAAGAGUGAAAAGGUUGCCACCGUAAGCACCAGAGAGGCUACUGAAGCAGAAGCUAGUGCAAGUGAUGAGCCGGAUAAAAAGAAAUCGCUAAUGGAGUAUAGUAGCAGUGAAAGUGAUAUACCAUCGGAAAUACCACCCCAUAUGGUUGAUGCAGCAACCAGUGGAACUGCUGUACCGAUAUCGUCAAAGGAGCCACCUACUGUGGAGGAGCUCUUCACUGUGGCCAGCAAACAGGUGAAGGCGGCGGGUGCCAUUGCUCUGGCAGCUAACCAGGGGAAGCAGGAGUACACCACCAAAGAGCAUGAGCACGAUAUCCUGACCCGCACCGAUAACGAGGUGGAGGAGAAAUUCAUACGAGAGAUGAGCGCGCUGUAUCCGACCCACAAAUUCAUUGGUGAGGAGGCCAUUUCCAAGUCAGAGACAGGUCAGGUGGAGCUGACAGAUGCGCCCACUUGGAUCAUCGACCCCAUUGAUGGUACGAUGAACUACGUGCACCACUUUCCCUACUACUGCAUCUCAGUGGCUCUGGUAAUCAAUCAGCGGCCCGAGUUCGGCAUCGUUUACAAUCCACCCAUGGACGAAAUGUACACGGCCCGACGGGGAAAGGGCGCUUUCCUCAAUGGCACGCCCAUCAAGACCAGCGGGCAGCAGAGUCUGGAGCAUGCCCUCGUCCUGCAGGAGUACAGCACUGGAAUGAACGAAGACCGCAAUACGGUUGUUCUUGGCAAUACCAAGCGUCUGCUCAAGAAGACCCAUGCAAUGCGUUCCAUUGGCUCCUCGGCCAUGGGUUUGGCUAUGGUUGCCUCAGGCGUUGCCGAUGCAUUCUACUACUUUGGCCUGCAUAUCUGGGAUAUGGCAGCGGGCGUGAUCCUGGUCCAGGAGGCCGGUGGAGUCGUUAUCGAUCCUGCCGGCGGUGAACUGGACCUCAUGUCCCGGCGCUGUCUGGCAGCCGCAUCCAUGCCCUUGGCCACGGAAUUGUCCGAUCAGUUGGACCAAAACUAUCCCUCACCACGCGAUGACCAGCCAAAUUCCCAAACUCCGAAAGUCGAGACGAAAGAUUUCUUCGCACAAACUGACUUUACCGACUCAAACGAAUCCCUAACCACGGAUAAUAGUGCAACGCCAAACAAACAAAAACCACCAGUGCAUGCUAACCAAGAAGUCUAAGCCACUAAAUUAUUUAAUUAUCAACUAAGUAUAAAUAAAAUGCAAGUAAAUCGCAUAUCAAACCGUUAAGUAUCAA